AUGUGGCACAGUUUGUUGAUUCUACCGUUCGUGGCGCUGGCGGUGGUGGCUGGGGCCUCCAUCAGCAUCGAUCCACGCUGCACCCGCUACACCCAGGGGAUGACGGCGCAGCUCUACGCUCACCUGCAGGACUGCCGGAAGUUCGUCAUGUGCGACGCCGGCGGCAACGGGCGGGUCAUGACGUGUCCGCCGGGUCUCUACUUCAACAACGACGAGCAUGCGUGCUCGUUCGAAACGGCCGGCUGUACGCACGGUGAGCUCGACGAGAGGUCCGACCCGGUUCCGGCCCCGCAGAUGCCCAGCGUUCCGUACGCACCGCCAAAACCGGUGCCAGUACCAUUGCCGGUUCCACUGCCAGCCCCCGUGGUGAUUCCCUCCAUUCCGAUCAUCGUUCCGCCCGUUGUGCCUCCGAAACCGGGGGUCAGCGAGUCACUCCAGCACCUGCAGAGGCAAUGCUGGGGUCAACCGUCGGGAGGCGUGUUCUCGGUGAUGGAGGACUGCGGUCUGUACGUGGUGUGCCUUGGCAGCAACAACGCCAUCGUUUCACGCUGCCCCAAGGGUCUGCUGUUCGAUUCGAAGCGGCUGAGCUGUGAGUUCUCCGAGAGCGCCAUCUGCUCGACGCCUCGCGCGGACGAGAUCGAGGACGCUUUGCCGGACGUUGUCGAGGAAGUGCCCCAACCGCCGGUCGUCAUUCCCGAGGCCGUGGAGCCGCAGAAACCGGUAGCACCGGAGGCGCCCGAGUACGCUUUACGCAUCCUGGACAACUAUCCGCCGUGCUUGGCCCGCGGUGACCUCUCGACGACCGCGGAGCUGCCGCACGCGGCCGACUGCUCGCUGUAUCUGGUGUGCGUGGGGCGUGUCGCCAUCGAGAAGCGAUGCCCGGGGGGCCAGCACUGGAACGCGGACCGUGGCUGGUGCGACUUUGCGGCCCAGGCCGGUUGCAAGCUGGAACUCACGCGCCCCGAGCUGUCUUCCGCAGCCGUGCAGAAUAUCCUACUGCUGUUCGUCCUGUCGAUGGUGGCCGUUGAUGCCGCGGUGACGGCCGUGCGCGAUGCCCGCUGUCCACGUGUAGACGAUCUGGAGCGGACCGUGCAUCUGGCCCAUCCGACCGACUGCAACCGGUUCCUGGUGUGUGCGUCCGGUAUGGCGUUCGAGAUGCGUUGCCCCGACGGUCUGGAGUACGAUCUGGAGCAGCUGAGCUGCGAUUACGACUACCUGGUGCGCUGCGCAACGGACGGGCGGAAACAGAUUCAGCAGGCCAACCAUAUCGUGCAACCGUCGGGCGAACCGGUGUUCAAUCGGCCCAGCUGGGAGGACCGGGAGGCUCCCCGGGCGGAGGUACCGAAGCCACAGUACAAACCGGCGGUCAGCGUCGUGGACGCACGCUGCCCCCGCACCGACGAUCCGAUGAAACCGAUCCACCUGCCCCGCACCGGAAGCUGUGCCAAGUUCAUGAAGUGCUUCGGAGGCCGUGCCUACGAGAUGGACUGCCCGGCCGGUCUCGAGUUCGACGUGAAGGAAGGGCGCUGCGAGUAUCCCGUGGAAGGCGGCUGUGGUCGCAUGUAG
Molecule: messenger RNA, 1566 nt
Organism: Anopheles bellator
Lineage: Eukaryota; Metazoa; Arthropoda; Insecta; Diptera; Culicidae
Product: probable chitinase 10
Exons: 3
Coding region: 1-1566 (521 amino acids)
Cellular component (GO): extracellular region
Molecular function (GO): chitin binding
Source: RefSeq, a predicted model, not a curated record